This is a messenger RNA of Caenorhabditis briggsae, 1125 nucleotides long. RefSeq names its product Protein CBR-INX-16 (gene Cbr-inx-16). Gene Ontology annotation, molecular function: gap junction channel activity. The transcript has 5 exons. The coding region runs from base 1 to 1125 and encodes 374 amino acids. Gene Ontology annotation, cellular component: plasma membrane; gap junction. NCBI's taxonomy places the organism in Eukaryota, Metazoa, Nematoda, Chromadorea, Rhabditida, Rhabditidae. The record is from RefSeq and is a predicted model, not a curated record.
AUGUUGAAUAACAUCAAACACUAUGCACAGACUGUUACCAAACUAUCAGAUCAUGAUGAUUCUUCAAUCGACAGAUUGAACUAUGUAAUCACAACAUCAAUUCUCCUUGGCUUCUCUCUUCUUCUGUUUGCUAAAAACUACGUUGGAGAACCAAUGCAAUGUUGGACUCCAAACCAAUUCAAUGAUGGCUGGGAAUCCUUUGCUGAACAAUAUUGCUUCAUUGAAAAUACUUAUUUUGUACCAAUGCAAGACUCAAAUCUUCCAGCUGCAGAUACGAGAGAAGAUAGGGAAAUGAUUUAUUAUCAGUGGGUGCCAUUCCUGUUGAUCAUUCAAGCUUUAUUUUUCUGUAUCCCAAGAGCGUAUUGGAUAAUUUUCCCAUCGUACACUGGACUUACAAUUGCUGAUAUGAUAACUGCUGCAAGAAAAAAUGGAAAACAGUUGGAGAGUGCAGAUAAGGCUCUGGAACAAGUCGCGUUAGUCAACUGGAGAGCUGAACAACAGAAAGGACACAACGGAUCUAGAAUCUUCAACUGUUAUUUGAUUAUGAAACUUCUGAUUCUGAUCAAUAUCAUUCUUCAAUUCUUCCUCCUCAAUUCAUUCUUGAACACUGCUUACACUUUCUGGGGAUGGGGAAUAUUUUGGGAUAUGUUCCAUGGAAGACACUGGCAAGAGAGUGGUCACUUCCCAAGAGUUUCAUUCUGCGAUAUCAAUGUUAGGGAGCUCGGAAAUGUGCAUCACUGGAGUCUCCAAUGUGUGCUGAUGGUGAAUAUGUUCAACGAAAAGAUAUUUAUUUUCCUGUGGUUCUGGUUUGCAUUCCUUCUCAUUGCUACCACUUUUGAUUUUAUUAUCUGGGUUUGGAGACGAUUUGACAAGCAGUCAAGAAUCGGGUUCAUCUUGGAUCUUUUGAACCAGGAAGGAAUUGACCAUUCCCCACAAAAGGCAAACGAAUUGUAUCAUAAUGUUCUCCGAGAUGACGGAGUUCUCUUCCUCCGACUUCUGGAUUCAAACAGCGGACGUCUGAAUUCAGAAGAGCUGAUGAAAAAGAUCUAUAACCUUUCUGUUGGAACUCAUGCUCCACACGCUUCAAUCGACAGUGAAAGCGAUUCAAACCAACAACGUUCAUAA